ACGUAAAAAGAAUUUCAGAAUGAUAAAGUAGUCAUUAUUAAACUUCAUAUGUAUAAAUCCCCAUUGAUCAUUGUUAUUUACUGCAGUCAUGGCAUCAGAGCCGAUUGAAGUGGCAGCUGUAGGAAGACCUCUGUAUGCUGGUAUGCUGUAUGACUGCCGCAAGGACACCUUCAUUCCAGGUGUUACUCUGUGGGAUAAGAAGUCACUGAGUGAAGAUUUGGACAGUCGUCCACAGCCCAUGACAGAUCUGAAGUUCAGUAGCUCCGACUCUCUCUCUAGUAAGUCCAGUCUCCUGGAUGUAAGCGCUUCCCUGAAGGCCAGCUUCUUGGGAGGGCUGGUGGAGGUGGGAGGAUCUGCCAAAUACCUGCGUGACACCAAAUCCUCAAACCAACAGUCCAGAGUUACAAUGUAUUACAAAGAAACCACCAGAUUUGACCAGCUCACCAUGUCCCAGCUGGGCCAGAUCACCUACCCUAAGGUGUUUGACCAGAAAACUGCGACUCAUGUGGUCACGGCUGUACUGUACGGAGCUCAGGCCUUCAUGGUGUUUGAUCGGACAUUUUCAGAAGAAGAAAACAAGCAGAAGAUUGAGGGAGAACUCAAUGUCAUGGUCAAGAAGAUCCCUGGAUUUUCUAUUGAGGGAAAAGGAGCUAUAGAUAUGACAGAUGGUGAAAAGAAAAUGGCUGAGAGCAUCUCCUGCACAUUUCAUGGUGACGUCCGCCUUGAGCAGAACCCCAGCACUUUCAUGGAGGCCCUGGAGGUGUACAAGAAGCUCCCCACUAUCCUGAAGGAGAAUCCACAGAAUGCAGUUCCGAUAAAAGUCUGGCUCUAUCCUCUUUCUCAACUGGAUACAAAAGCAGCUCAGUUGGAGAGAGAAAUCACCACGCGUCUGGUUUCCAGCACUGAAGAUAUAAUAGAGGGGCUGUUAGAGGCAGAGAGGACAUGCAACGAUCUCUCAAAUAAAACACUGGUUAAUGUUUUCAAAGACAUCAAAGAGAGGCUCAGUUCAUUUCAGGACUGUCUUAACAUUUACAAAAUGGCACUCAUGAAAGCUGUGGCCAAGGUCUUGCCUGCUAUACGAGGAGGAGAGAUGGAGGAAAAGUCACUGGAAGACAUCCUGAGUAUCCACUACAGCUCCCCUUUUAAUGCUGAAAUACUUAACCAGUGGUUAGAUCAUGCAAAGUUUGAACUUGACCUCUUGAGUUCUCAAACCAAGAUUCUGGAGGAAAUCACAACUGAAGACGCAGACAGUCUCAACAUCCUCCUCCUUAAUCCUGAUAUUGAUGUUUUGGUGUGCUUGACCUUCACAUCUCUGAAGUAUGAAGACCAGUAUCUUUCAACCCUAAAGGAGUUUCUGAAAUCUGACGAGUUUAAAAAGCUAGGUGUGGGAAUGAAACCGUGUUCUCGCACGUUAGCAUCAGAAGAGUGGUUCAACGAUCCUGGUGUUGUCUCAAAGAUGAGAGAGAACUUAUCUCUUUUCAGAAGUUUUUCAGAGGCUAACAAAGAUGAAAAGAGAUACCGAUUCAUUUUAUCUGCAAUUUCCGAUCCAUCCAGUCCAGGCUCCUCCAUCUAUCUGUAUGAAAAGGGGAAGCUGACAGACACACAGUUCCAGCCCGUGUCGAAGCCUCCCCCUCCAGAAGUGAAGGAGCGCAGUGUGUCCCUGAAACUGCAGAAGUCUCCGACUGGAGAAACUGUGCAGUACAGAGUGGAGUACCAGCAGGUGAAAGCAGAUUCUGGUGCUGAGGAACAGUGGCUUGUCAAAAACACACCUGAUGAAGACUUUACUCUGACUGGAUUGGAGUUUGAAAAGCAGUACUUGAUCCGCUACAGGAUAGUGGGUAAAGUGGGAGUGAGUGAAGCCAGUGACACUAUCAGUGCCAUAGGUAAGUGUCAUAUGCACUUUUUUUUUUUUUUUUUUGCAUUAAUCUUUUUCUUAUAUAUAUAUAUAUAUAUAUAUAUAUAUAUAUAAUCUUAUUUGCUUCAUUUACACAGUCAAUGUUUGUAUUGACAACCAUAUUUCCUAACAGGUGUGGCUAUUAAUAAACGUGUAACAUGUUGAAAAGUGUUUCCAAUUUGACUUGAUAUAUGAACGUAUUUUAUCCUUUGUUCAUGUUGUUACAAAUAGUCCAAAGUUACAAAUGUCUAUCUAUCUAUCUAUCUAUCUAUCUAUCUAUCUAUCUAUCACAUGAGACAUUUAUUGAUCAAUCAGUGUCUCUUUGAAAAAGAAUAAUACGGAGAUCAAGGUUUAAUCCAGUCGUAUGAAGCAUUAUGAUUACUUUGUAUGAUGUCUACAGAAG
This is a messenger RNA of Ctenopharyngodon idella (grass carp), 2297 nucleotides long. RefSeq names its product neoverrucotoxin subunit beta-like. Gene Ontology annotation, molecular function: protein binding. The record is from RefSeq and is a predicted model, not a curated record. The coding region runs from base 89 to 1969 and encodes 626 amino acids. The transcript is spliced from 2 exons. Lineage: Eukaryota; Metazoa; Chordata; Actinopteri; Cypriniformes; Xenocyprididae.